AUGAAGGAGCUAGACACGCUAAUGCGGAACUUCAUCUAUGACAGUAACGGGAGAGGAGGAAAGAAAAUCAAAAGGACUGCACUCUGUAAGCCUAAAGAGGAGGGAGGCAUUGACCUGAAGAACUGCGUCGAGUGGAAUAAGGCUCUAACAUUCAAGCAUAUGUGGGCAUUGGAAAGCAAACAAGAAUCAUUAUGGAUCAAAUUGUUCAUCCUUUGGCUUGCAUUCUGGAAAAGACUCAACAAUCCUGACCGUAUUAGUAUGUAUAUGAACAUCCCGGACGUGAGUUGUCUUAUAUGCAACGAAAAUGAAGAAACCAUCGAUCACUUGUUUGGGAGCUGUAGUAUAGCAUUGGAAAAUUGGGACAAAUUUUCUAGAAGUCUGGAGCUGAUCAUUUUUCCGAAGGAAUGGAAAGAAAUCAAAGAAGCAACACUAAUAAAAGCUAAAGGAAACAAAUUUGCAACAAAUGUAUUCAAGUGCGGUUUUGGAGCAGUAGUUUACAAUAUUUGGCAGGAAUGUAAUGCGAGAGUCUAUGAAAGAACCCGUAGAAGUGUUGAAGAAUUAUGGAGAGACAUAGUCUCGGAUUGUGGUGCAAUUGCGUGA
Impatiens glandulifera is the source of this 600-nucleotide messenger RNA. RefSeq lists its product as uncharacterized. NCBI's taxonomy places the organism in Eukaryota, Viridiplantae, Streptophyta, Magnoliopsida, Ericales, Balsaminaceae. The record is from RefSeq and is a predicted model, not a curated record. The coding region runs from base 1 to 600 and encodes 199 amino acids. The transcript is spliced from 2 exons.